Malus domestica (apple) is the source of this 2005-nucleotide messenger RNA. The record is from RefSeq and is a predicted model, not a curated record. NCBI's taxonomy places the organism in Eukaryota, Viridiplantae, Streptophyta, Magnoliopsida, Rosales, Rosaceae.
UUUUUUUUUUUUUUUUUUUUCACGAUUUCAUAUCCUACCGCGAUGGAGGUUUGAGCUGCGCCUCGCAGACCACGAGCAGGCCUUGCGCCUCACCAACGACGGGCGACCAAGAAUAAAGACGAACAGAGUAUUAGAAAGAGAAGGAAAAUAAGCAGUAAAACGAAAGAAAAUAUGAGACAGGUUGAGAAAUAUUAGAGAGAACAGAGGAAUUCAGAGAAAAUGGGUUCAGGUCUGAUGCAUUUAGGAUGACACUGUGCCAGCUAAGGUAAAAUGGGUGAGAUUGUAGUCACUAGUCAGUGUACUGCAGGUCAUCUGUUUUCACUUCUUGUCUGGACUGGUUCUUCUACCAAUAUCGAAGAAGGAAGUUCAAUUUAUCAAGGAUCAAGUUUUGGAGUAGCAAACGCCACGCCACCUUCGGUUCAAGGUGACAUUACUUUCGGCUGCACAUAGUUCUUCAGCACAUUGACUACUUUACUUAGGAUCGGUUUUGGUUGAUGCCCAAAAUGUUAGCUUCUUCAGCUUCAGCUAGAGCCGUUUUUCGCUCUUGCCCAAAUGCAAUCAAAAGGGACCCUUUUCUCUGGUUGUAUUGUGUAACCCAAAACGUUUUCGAUCACUCGUUGCCAUCCACAACAUGCUUUACACACUCUCCUUCCGAAGCUUCGUGUACAUCCUCUGCAUUGGACUCAUUAUCCGUGCGGAGGUCAAAUGUUUUUACGUCUCAUAGCAUUCUUCGAAACUGCCUGCCUGCUACUGCUAGAUGCAUGGGCGGUACAUCAUUCGAGGUGAAGACAGACAAUGAUGUUGUCAGGUUUUCAAUCGGCAAGCCACUCGAUAAGAUUGGUCCCUCAAACAAUGGGAACAAGAAGAUGGCUGUAACCCGACGUGUUAAAAUGUCCAAGAAGGCCAAACUAAAUGAACUGCGAUUUUACCGCCUCAAGGCCAAAAAGAAGAUGAACUCUCCAAAUCCACAAGUUAGAAUUAUAUACAAACUUGAAAAGGCAAAACGAAAGGAAGCAUGGUUGAUUGAGAAGUUGAGGAAAUUUGAGGUUCCCAAAGCCCCCGCUGAAACACAUGAUCCUGAAAUUUUAACUGAGGAAGAAAAACAUUAUCUUAAGCGAACCGGUGAGAAAAAGAAGAACUAUGUCCCAGUAGGAAGGCGAGGAGUAUUCGGAGGGGUGGUUUUAAAUAUGCAUCUGCAUUGGAAGAAGCAUGAGACUGUUAAGGUCAUUUGCAAGCCUUGUAAGCCAGGACAGGUUCAUGAAUAUGCUGAAGAGCUUGCUCGACUGAGUAAAGGCAUUGUGAUUGACAUAAAACCUAAUAAUAGCAUAAUUUUCUACCGGGGAAAGAACUAUGUGCGGCCGAAAGUAAUGUCACCUCCAGAUACAUUAUCCAAAAAUAAGGCACUGGAAAAAUAUAAAUACGAGCAGUCCCUCGAACAUACAAGUCAGUUCAUUGAAAAGCUUGAGAAUGAACUAGAAGAGUAUCAGAAGCACGUUGCUCGAUUUAAGAAAGCAAAUGAGGAUGCAACACAAGAAUCUUUGGUCAAGACAUGAACAGUAAGCAAACGUUUAUGAAGCUGGUGUUGGAGGUGUGUCAGGUUCUGCAUUUCAAUCUCUUUGAAAAGUGAACUUGUCUUGGCUAAAAGAUGGAUGCAGCACCUUUGUGCUAUGCUCGUCGUGGAUUCCGAAACUUUGGUGUUUAGUAUUUGAAAGUGAUCAAUCUUUAUCUCAGUUAAUUUUUCAAUUCUGGUGAUUUCUUGGCUUCCAUAGCUGAAUGGGAGGAGGCUGAAAGGGGGAGAGGGGAGGGGCUGCCGUGAGGAUGGGAGAUGAUGUAUGUGAAAAUCCAUUGGAAAUUUGACAAACUAAAAAAACAAAAAAACAAAAAUAUGCUACUUAGUUAUACAGUAUAGUUGUAUUCAUCUUCACUUGUAAGUAAGAGAUCUUAGUUUCGAUUCUCGCCAAAGACGAAUUUGAAUCAAAUUAUUAUUAGCACAUUUUGAGACUAA